UGGUCUCCUGGUCGUCUUCUUGAUCGCUGCGCGCCUCCUGCGCGUCCCUCGACGCGUUCUGCCCCUCCUCGCCUCUAGCGCCAAAGCGCUCCACAAGACCAGCUCGUCCUCGCACGAGCUCGGCGGCUGUUUCUCCACAUGUGGUUAACUAGGCUCAUAUCAUCGACGAUAUGGCUUAACACCAUCCUCUUCACCAUUCCCCUUGCCUUCGACGUAGGAGGCCGCACGUGUGGGCUGGCCUUUUCGCUGUCACUGGCCAGCUACUACUUCCUCUACUCCAUCCUCCGCCUCAUCACACCGGACGGCUCGAGAUUCAGACGGAUAUGCUGCGAACUCGUACGGUGGACACAAUGGAUUGUCAUUCCUACACUUCUGAUCUGGAGUUUGAACAAGUUCUCCAUCGACUCGGACAAUAGCUCUGGAUGGGUCGAACGGACGUUUGGCGGGAAACGGGCACAGCAUGACAGCGUUCGAGAGUGGCUGUUUGGGAGAGAGGGACUAGUGGAGGCUGUCACCAUUGGGGCCUGGGACAAGAUACUGGCGCACAGCACGCCUGUUUUCCAGAUCUUGGAGGGCUUCUGCACAAUCCUGGUAAUCCAGGCGGUUGGAGACUACGCGAGAUGGCUGGUCAAUGGAGAGAGGGGCGACAGCUGGAUGAUCGGCUUCCUGAUCACUUCGGCGUCGAUAUUUUCGACGUCCCUAUACUUCGUCUGGCGAAUUACGACCUUCCCUCAGAUUGACAACAUCGACGCCAUCCUCAUCGGCGUAGCCCUUACUACCGCCGUAUUCCUCUGUGCAACCGGCAUCGUGAGCGGACGCGGUAACCCUGUGGAGUCCGCACUACUCUUCGCCUACGUCACCCUUUGCAUCUACCAAAUCUUCACCGACUACCGACCGUCGCCGGACUCGGCCGCCGCGAAUGCAGUUUCUGAGCCCGCACUACCUCCGCUCCCUCCCAUCAUCAUGGCGUCGUAUACCACGCUCCUGCACGCCCUCGGCUCGCUCCCGAGCAUCAUCCAAACCGGCUUCAACCUCAUGGUCGGCGCCGUCCUGACCAUCACCCCCAGCGUCAUCAUCUCGCUAGCCUACCGCGUCUUCGUCAUGUACGCGUCGGCGCGCAUCAUCCCCGCCAUCCACCAAAGCGGCGCCCGGGCCCUCUCGCAAGAACCCUCGCUCGACGACGAAGACGAAGCCGGCAAAUUCCUGGGCUUCCUCAGCUGGUUCAGCCCGUCGAUCCUCAUCGCCGUGUAUACGAGUCUGCUGAUGCAGCACUUUGCGAACGGGAAUGGGGCAGGGGUGGAGGGAGGGGCCGAGUGGUGGACGAACCAGGGGGAGAGGGUGGGCGGGAACGUGUGGCGGUGGAUCAAUCUGGCGGUUACGAUGGGCAUCUAUGCGAUUGAGUUGAAGAUUGGCAAGGGCGAGGAGGAAGGGCGGUUGAGGCAUUGGAAGAGUGAUUAGGGGUGAUGAUCAGAGUGGGUUGUAAGAAGUGGAGUUGGGAGUGAUUGUUGAGUAGACGACAGGGAAAAAAGAAGAAAAGAAAAGAAAUUUGGUGGAUAUACAAGGAGCUUGAGAUUGAGCAGACCAUGGCGUGCCUGGAUGGAUGGGACAAGCGAUUCUUCCUCUUCUUGUUGGACAAGCAAGCAAGUAAGCAUGGUUCGCUCACGACCCCUUUUUCUUUUCUUUCAUCAGAUACCCGGAAUUUGAAAUCGUGGGGCCCGCCCGCCUUGGUAGGGUUAUUGGAAUAUACGAAUAGUGUCGCUUGAACGGAACUUGCAUUGCAUUGCUGCAACCUCCAUCGGUUCCUGU
Westerdykella ornata is the source of this 1806-nucleotide messenger RNA. RefSeq names its product ICE2-domain-containing protein. Gene Ontology annotation, biological process: endoplasmic reticulum inheritance; septin ring assembly. Lineage: Eukaryota; Fungi; Ascomycota; Dothideomycetes; Pleosporales; Sporormiaceae. The record is from RefSeq and is a predicted model, not a curated record. The transcript has 3 exons. Gene Ontology annotation, cellular component: perinuclear endoplasmic reticulum; cortical endoplasmic reticulum; endoplasmic reticulum membrane. Bases 139 to 1458 code for a protein of 439 amino acids.